Microsporum canis CBS 113480 is the source of this 3000-nucleotide messenger RNA. RefSeq names its product nonribosomal peptide synthetase 11. Bases 1 to 3000 code for a protein of 999 amino acids. Gene Ontology annotation, cellular component: cytoplasm. The transcript is spliced from 3 exons. Gene Ontology annotation, molecular function: phosphopantetheine binding; catalytic activity. Gene Ontology annotation, biological process: amino acid activation for nonribosomal peptide biosynthetic process; secondary metabolite biosynthetic process. Lineage: Eukaryota; Fungi; Ascomycota; Eurotiomycetes; Onygenales; Arthrodermataceae. The record is from RefSeq and is a predicted model, not a curated record.
AUGGCUUCCUCACCCGUGCGGGAGAUGGAAACGGCUCUGAUUGACAUGAUCGAUCGCUGGGCAGUCAACUCUCCUGACACAGUUGCCGCAGAAUGGAAAGAUACAAGCUUGAGCUUUGCCCAACUGCGACGGGCCUCCAUCCGAGUCGCGUCCAUGCUUCACAAAGCCGGGCUAGGGCCACGGUCCCGAGUUCCAAUUCUGACCAAAAUGUCGUUGGAAAUGCUUCCAGCGGUUGUGGGCGUAUUGAGACUGGGGGCAUGCUACGCUCCUAUAGAUGUGGAUUCUUGGAGUCGAGGCAGAAUUGAAGCUGCGCUUGAAGCGACUGAGGCAAAAACGGUGCUUGCGACCACUGCUAUCAAUUUGCCUGGAUACAAUGUCCUGUCUAUUGGGAGUGAUAUUCUGGAGUCGCCGGAUGUUUCCCCAUCCUUAGAAGCAUACCCAUACCUCAUCAGCGCUCGACAAGGUCUCAAACCGACGGACUUGGUGUAUAUAAUAUUCACUUCAGGAACGACGGGCCAACCAAAAGGCGUCAUGAUCCCGCAAUCUUGUGUGGUUAACCUCAUAACACAGGAUUACGAUGGCAUCCUAGUAAUAAGGCCAGGGAAAAAGGUUUUGCUAUUGUUUUCCAUAGCUUUCGAUGGCUGCGCCGGUGUUAUUUUCAAUUCAAUGUGCAAUGGAGGUACGAUUAUAAUGGCUUCUUCUGAUGACUAUGCUGAAAAGGCCGCCAAAUGUGAAGCCAUUAUUAUAACUCCAACUAUUCUUUCCACGAUGGACUCACCAGCUCACUAUCCUGGGUCGAGACCAACCUGUAAAGUUUACAACUGCUAUGGGCCAACCGAAUGCACAACUGCUAUUUCCAGCAUUGAACUGCGCCCUGAUACUCCCAUAUUUAUUGGGGGUAUCAUACCGGGAAUUGAGAUUGUCCUACUUGAUGAAAACCUUGAGGAGGCAGAGGUUGGGGAAAUCUGCAUUCGGGGCCCUUGUCUUGCAGCCGGAUAUCUCAAUAAUGAGGAGCUGACCCUGAAGAAGUUUAUAAUAUGGAAAGGGCAGCGGCACUAUCGUACUGGUGAUCUUGCAAAGCGAAUUCCAGAGGGGUUCAAAUUUAUUGGCAGGAUUGAUCUACAAGUCAAGAAUAGAGGGUUCUUGAUCAACCUAGACGCGGAAGUCGUGCCAGCACUACUAAGCUACCCAGGAGUCCGCUCAGCUGCUGCAAUUAUGCAUGCUUCGCGGUUGAUUGGGUUCGUUACUCCCUCAGUGAUACCUCCACAACUAUUGCGAAAGGCGCUUGCAAAAGAAUACGACUCAUUUAUUGUUCCAGAUGUAGUUCUUCCCCUUGAAAAACUCCCUGUUACGUCGAAUCAGAAGAUUGACACUGCUGCUCUUAAAGCAAUCUUGAUACAGGAGACAACAACCCACAAGGGGUUGACUGAGCAGUCGUCACCAUCGGAGGUGGUGAAAUAUGGGUUCUCAAAGGUCCUAGGGACUCCAAUCUCCCAGAUCAAUGACGAUUCAUCAUUUUGGGAACUAGGAGGAAAUUCACUCUCUGCGGUGCGGCUUUCGUCCUUUUUAAGGAUGCAUCACUUGAGCAUCCCAACAGGAGAUUUCUUUGUUCUAGAUAAAGUCUCGAGUAUCUGCCAGAAAGCGGUCCCCACGCAAGCGCCAGAGAAAACAUUCGAAACCGUUGAAACCAGAGGUGGGGUUGAUGCCGCAUUUGGUAGAUUACUGCCCAUAACCGAUAUCCAAUAUCAAUACAUAAGCGAGACACUUCAGAGCCCUGCUAAAAACAACUUGGUUUUCUCCAUGAAGAUAGAUAACACCAGCGGAAAACUAAGCAGUUCGGUAUUGCACAAGGCUUGGGAGGUUCUGUUUAAAAGGCAUUCCAUCUUGCGAACUGCAUUUGAUCUAGACAAGAAAACCCAGCUCGUCCAACCGGAACCAAAUCUGGAAUGGACUGAAACCCAAGUAUCCGAAUCCGAGUUUGAUUCGACUUGCGAAACGAUACGGGAGUCUGUCUGGGAUCGAAUAUGCGAACCGAGUCCAAUUUCUUGGAAGCCUCUCAACUACCUGAGAAUUAUCGAGGCUCCCAAGAAAUCUAUUGGGAUAUUCUGGGUGAUACACCACAGUUUAUUGGACGGCUGGUCUGUGGGGAUUAUACUGGAUGAGCUUGAAGCUAUUACCCAAAAUAGGGAAUUGCCAGAGCCGCCACAAUUUUCCGAUGCCGUACUUUUCCAGGAAUGCCUCAAAAUCCAGCGUUGUUCUGAGAAUGACAGCUUCUGGAAGAAGUCUUUCGCAGUAGCUCACGCUCUGAAGCCUAUCAACCUGCCUAAGCCAGCUAAUCUACCAUCGCUAGAAUCUAGCCGGGACUGGAUAAUUGAGGAAUCAGUGAUAGCAAUCUCAAAAUCGGAGCUGGACAACUUUGCACACAGUCAACGAGUCUCCUCAUCUUCACUUUUCCACGCCGCAUUGUCCUUGGUCUUGUCCAAAUACACUGAUUCGAAGACAGUCUGCUACAUGAGUAGUUUCUCGGGUCGAAAUCUUGCUCUAGCAUCAACAGAAUCUAUUGUAGGGCCGUUGAACCAACGAUGUCCGACCAUCACCACGAUUGAUGAGACAAUGGCCCUGGGACAAUACUUGAGAGCUAUUCACCGCGAAGUGUACGAACUGAGAGAGUUCCAGUGGUCAUCCUACGGUGUCUUAGAGCGGAUACUCGGUCAUGAAGUCCACGAAUUGCUUCUCAUUUUUGGGAUGAUUAUAUUUCUUGAUAUGCCGGUAGAUUAUGGCCGAUGGAAACUACACGACGAACAGGAGCCAGUCAAACCCCUGGAAUUGUAUAUCAACCAGGACGGGGAGACUAUUAAUGCUCAAUUGCGGUACAACUACACCCGUUUCGAUGCGGAAGCAGUCCGUCAAUUCGUGGCUUAUUUUGGGGGUAUUUUGGCAAAAAUCCUUAACUUACCGGCCAAUUCAUUAGUAGAGUCGGUAACAGCCUCAAUAGCGUGA